Adineta steineri is the source of this 464-nucleotide messenger RNA. The record is from the annotation of a GenBank genome assembly. NCBI's taxonomy places the organism in Eukaryota, Metazoa, Rotifera, Eurotatoria, Adinetida, Adinetidae.
AUGGAUUCGAGAACAGUAGCUCAACUAACGCAUAUUUUAAGUGAAGAAGCUCAAAUGAUAUCGGACGAACUUAGACAUAAUGGUCAUAAUGUUUAUCCCGAUAUGUUAGCUGCAAAACUAGAUGGACUUGUAACACGAAUGAAAUAUGAAAUGCGUAAUAAGAGUCUUGAUACAUCAACAUAUGAAUUUCCUAUUUUUAAUCUAUCACAUGGUGCAACAAGUUAUCCUGAUCCAAUCGAUAGUAUAUAUGAUAAACAUGUUAAUAAAGCUUAUUAUCCUGAAAAUAAAAAAAAUCACCGAAAAUCAUCAACUACAGAGCAAAAACCUAAAUCAAUAGCGAAAACACGUUCAAAUUCAUCAUCAUAUUCAACGAAUUUACAACCAGUACGAGAUGUCGAUGAAGAAGAAGAAGAGGCAAUUACUGAUCAAUAUUCAAAAAUAUCACAUAAAUCUCGUCGUGAUGC